Molecule: messenger RNA, 291 nt
Organism: Macrosiphum euphorbiae (potato aphid)
Lineage: Eukaryota; Metazoa; Arthropoda; Insecta; Hemiptera; Aphididae
Source: the annotation of a GenBank genome assembly
AUGGAAGUUGGUGCAACAUUUACUCCCCGUAAAAACAAUUCCAACCGAUUUUGUUGUGUUUAUGGGUGUACUUCACUGGCUAGGAGAAAUCCAGAAAUUAAAUUUGCUACAUUUCCUAAAAUUACUGAUGCUGUAAGAAGAAAAAAAUGGAUCAAUGUUCUGAAAAUGGGAAAAAAAGUUACAGAUUCUAUGUCUGUUUGUUCUUUACACUUCAAACGAGAUGAUUAUAUAAAUUUGCUAUUGCAAAUUGCUAUUGCUGAUUCUUUAUUUUUAUUCAAUAAUAUAUGCUGA